Orussus abietinus is the source of this 762-nucleotide messenger RNA. Its product is annotated as U11/U12 small nuclear ribonucleoprotein 25 kDa protein. The transcript has 2 exons. NCBI's taxonomy places the organism in Eukaryota, Metazoa, Arthropoda, Insecta, Hymenoptera, Orussidae. The coding region runs from base 128 to 652 and encodes 174 amino acids. Gene Ontology annotation, biological process: mRNA splicing, via spliceosome. The record is from RefSeq and is a predicted model, not a curated record. Gene Ontology annotation, cellular component: U12-type spliceosomal complex.
GUGAAAGCUAACGUACGAAACCAGAGGGCAGACAGGAUGCGAUCGCUCCACCCUGCCCGUGAGCAAUCUCCCAACUCAUGUCUGUAUAUACUACUCUCUGAUAGAAUAAUUUAAAACAAAAUGUAAAAUGACCAAAAGUGGACCGCGAGAAAUGAUUUCCAAUGAAACUGAUGAAUCUACACACAUCGAAGAGCAGCCAAUGACUGAAAAAGAAGAAUUCAGCCACACGGAACUGGUUAAAUUAACUAAGGAAGCACUUGAAAAAAUAAUCGAGAGCGAUCCCCUGUUUUCUGGUUUACCUGCAGAUGUUACAAUCGAAGAGCUCAGGGCACAAACUGCCGUUGCUCAGGGCCAAGCAAUAACGUUAUUCUUAAAUCGAGGAGAAUUACCAAAACUUGCCAUUGUAGUACCCUUACACAAUACUACUGUCUUGGAUUUGAAGAAGGCAAUACGUCGCCAUACAAACUUAGCGUUAAAGCGAAAAAAUGUACAGAAGAAGGUAAGUUGGAAACACGUUUGGAAGAAAUAUCAUAUUAUGUUCAAUGAUGUUCCUUUAACCGAUGAUUCUGAAAACAUUCGGAAUUAUGGAAUUAGCAAUAAAGUAGAACUACAUUAUAGUAAACGUCGCAGAAGGAAAAACAAAGUAGUUUAAAAGAAUUGUAUAGAUGCUUCAUUUAUACUUUCAAACUGUAUUUUAAUUAUUUGUUACGAUGUCUUAAACUUCAAACUAAUAAAUGAAUAAUAUGAUAUUCUUAUUUUCAA